This is a messenger RNA of Clupea harengus (Atlantic herring), 4227 nucleotides long. RefSeq names its product pyridoxal-dependent decarboxylase domain containing 1 (gene pdxdc1). Gene Ontology annotation, biological process: carboxylic acid metabolic process. Lineage: Eukaryota; Metazoa; Chordata; Actinopteri; Clupeiformes; Clupeidae. The record is from RefSeq and is a predicted model, not a curated record. Gene Ontology annotation, cellular component: intracellular membrane-bounded organelle. Gene Ontology annotation, molecular function: pyridoxal phosphate binding; carbon-carbon lyase activity.
GGUCCCCCCAGAUCACCGUUUACAAGUCAUUCUAGAUAGAACGCCAACUGCCGACUCCAUGUCAGUGUUGUUUCGUGCAGUUACGGGAGCGAGAGCGCAGACAUACGUCAGCGCUGCCAGCGUGGAAUACGACGCAGUUACCAUCCAGGAAGUAAACUCACUGCUGCUCAGCGAAAGGACAGUGAAGAAAAACUAAGGUAUCCAAGAUAAUUGGCGAAGUGGUUAAUUUGGAAGCGUCUAUCGGUCUUCACUGCAGGCCUCACUGACAGUAACAGUCCCUGUUCGCUGGUUUCGAAAAGCAUGGAGCAGCCCCUUGAAAACAUAACGGUCGACCCCAUGCUAGCAGAGAUGGGGCGAAAUCUAAACGAUGCCAUGAAGAUUCUUGAAAAUGGUCAAAAGGAGGUAGAACAAGACUCAGGCCAACGGCGACUCAGCUGGAGAGAUUUCCCAGGACCACUGCAGGGAGAAGGUCAGGAUGUUGCCAGUAUUCUCCAGCUGGUGCAGAAUCUAAUGCAUGAUGAUGAAGACAAGCAGGGUCAUCGCAGGAUGCAGUACGUGGGAGAGCAGGGUCACAUGGCCCUGUUGGGGCACAGCCUGGCCGCCUACAUCUCAGUCCUAGACCGCGACCGACUCCGGAAGUUGACCACACGAAUCCUGUCCGACACCACCCUCUGGCUCUGCAGGCUAUUCAGGUAUGAGAAUGGCACUGCAUAUUACCAUGAGGAUGACCGUGAGGGUCUGGUGAAGGUGUGUCGCCUGGUGAUAAACGCUCAGUAUGAAGAAUAUUCCACAGAGGGCUUCACGGUCCUCAGCUCCAAACAGCCGGUCAUCUAUCAGAGCGCCGCCUGCAGACCAGGGCUGGGACAGCACCUUUGCAGCCAGCUUGGUCUGCCUCUCUCCAGCCUUUGCACUGUACCCUGCAACACCAUGUUUGGAUCCCAGCACCAAAUAGAUGUGGCCUUGUUGGACAAGCUUAUCAAAGACGAUGUGGACACAGGGAAGUUCCCUCUGCUGUUGAUAGCCAACGCAGGAACUCCUGGGGCGGGACACACAGAUAAACUGAGCCGGCUGAAAGAGCUUUGUGUCCAGUACAACAUAUGGCUUCAUGUUGAGGGGGUCAAUCUGGCGAUGCUGGCUUUGGGUCAUGUCGCAUCUCCAGUCAUGGCAGCCACCAAGAGUGACAGUAUGACCCUGACUUUAGGUCCAUGGCUUGGGCUGCCUGCUGUGCCGGCUGUCACACUUUAUAGACAUGAAGACCCAGCUCUGUCUCUAGCUGCGGGACUGACCUCUAGCCAGCCAGUGGAGAAGCUCCGAUCCCUGCCCCUCUGGCUGUCCCUGCAGUACUUGGGGCAUGAUGGGAUAGUGGAGAGGAUUAAGACUGCCACACAGCUCAGUCAACAGCUGCUGGAGCAUCUCAAGACACUCGCCUCCAUUAAGACCUCAACUGUGGUGUCUCACUCACGGCUCCCCCUGCUGGCUGGGAGUUCUCUCCGGGAUGUCCUGGGCUCUCUCAUUCUGUCCAUUGUGGAGGAUGAGCUGAACUCUCCAGUGGUGGUGUUCAGGUUCUCUCAGGACACCAGUGCGGCAUCCAGUGGUGGAUCUGUGGAGGGCUAUUUCCCUGGGGAGAAAGAAGUGCUGGAUGCUCUCAACAGAUGGCUUGGAGAGCAGUUGGCACAGCUGGUGCCGUCCAGUGGGGUAGAUGUGGUGGAGUUGGAAGAAGAGGGCACCUGUGUCCGCUUCAACCCACUCAUGACUGCCGCAGUGCUGGGGACGCAAGAGUCUGACAUCAAGGCUCUGGUGGAAAAGUUGACAGACAUGGUGCCUCUUCUGAGCAGCACACUGCGCUUCAGGCAGGACUUCAGGGAGGAGGUCUACCACCACAACGCCCUCACCUACAUAGAGGACCUCAGCUGGCCGGGCCUGGGGGUCAUAAGAUAUGAACCUAGAUGUGAGCAAGAUGAUGAUGACAGUAAGAGGAAACAGGAUGUGGAGAAGAUCAACGAAGACUUGCUGAAAAAACUGAAGGAGUUAGAUGCAGACAUCUGCUUCUCCACUGGUCCUGAGUUUGCCACCGAGACAAACUGUAUAUAUGUUGGGUUGGCGACUGAGGAUCUUGAUGUGGCAGAGUUGUUGGAAACCAUUGCUGCAAGUGGGAGGGACCUUGAAGAAAAUGGCAAGUUGCUAGAGAAUAUGACGGAGGUGGUGCGGAAAGGCAUCCUGGAGGCAGAGUUACAAAUACUGAAAGCUAAUGAAGAAAAACUCAUGGAGGAGGGAGUCCUGAGGCAGAUUCCCCUGGUAGGCUCUGUGCUCAACUGGUUCUCUCCCUCUCAGAAUUCCAUCAAAGGCCAAACCUUCAGUUUAGUUGCAGGUUCCCUGGACACCACAGAAUCCACUUACUCUAUGAAAACUCAGACGGGGGCCACACCUGACACCCCCACCUCUACCGCUAAACGCCUGCCCGGGCAAAAGUUGUUCAGGCGGUCGGCAGCCGGCUCCGACACCUCCAGUGAAACUAGUUCAGUGGGUCAAGUGGAGGAGGUACCUCGAGAAACUACCCCACUGCCCCCUGCCUCAGAGGAAGGGGUAACAGAACCUCCCCAGGAAGAACUCGCCUCCUCCGAUCCUUCCCCUCCUGAAAUCCAACGUCAGCCUGAUGGACAGGAGUCAGAGGAGGUCGACACCAUGAGAUAAAACAUUUUAAAAUGGAGAAAAAAAAUGUUUUGUAGGUCCCUUUGGACCCACAAACAGAGAAGUAGAAGUAGUGUAGACAGAGAUCAGCACCUUAAUACCUGGAGCCAAAUUGACAUCAACCCAUCUUGCUGAUAUGCAAACAAACAAAUUGAACAGAUAUGAGAUUUCAAUGCUACACUGUAAAUAUAAAUGCAUACAAUUAUAUUCACUCCACUGUUUGUGGUCUUAGCUAGAAGGACACAUUUUAGGAAGAGAUCUAAAAAAAAUUCUGUCUGUGAUUUAUAGAUGUUCAGAAAACACAAAGAUAUAACGCCAUAGACUCCUGAUCACUCUCGAGACGGGCAUGGCCCUUGAUGUCUCUAUACAUGAAGCCCAUACUCACACUCCCGUCCCUUCAUCUCAGGUGCCUGAGAAUUUUCUGUUAUGACAUGUAUAGGUUCAUUGUAUACAUAACCAAAGGGCUAUUGUGGCCUUACCUUCAUAAUCAAAGACUUGUAUGCAUUUUUCAUGUUUCUACUGUCUACUCUAAUUACUGCAUAGGCUUUACUGUACAUUAAAUAGAUACGGUGAUGAGACUAAUGCUUCGAGACUAAUGCAGAUAUUUUUAACAAAAGAAAGAGAAAAUAGCCUUAUUGCACUAGUUUGUACAGAAUGUCUUAAUUUAAUCAGGAUGUUUUAAUUAUUUAUUUAUUGUUAUACAAAAUUUGCUAAAUUCAGGAGAAAAAAAAAUAAUACACAACUUUUUUUGUUAUAAAAUAGUAGUUAUCCAUAGAGGAUGUUAUGUAAUGAUAGCAUCCAGUCAACACUCGUGUUUUCCACAGACUUGUGAUUGUGAUACAACGCUCACUGUGAAGUCAAAUUAUAUUAGUGUAUUUUUAUAAUGAUAUGUUUGUGAAUGCCAUGUUUGAGUGAGUUAGAGUACAAAGACCAACAUUAUUCAACAGUUCUUCACUCCAUCAUAUUGUCGGUCAUUUUCUAAGCUAUUCAUCGAAACUGACACUAGAUCCCCAAAUGGUAUACAGUUACAUUUUGAUGUCAUUCAUGUGACAACCUUUACUUUUCAAGUUGUAACGUUCAUUGAAGGAACAGUGAAUUAAUUCACGGUAAUAUAUUCUGACCAGCUGUUUUUUUUUUCAAUAAUUUUCUCACAUAAUCCAACAGAUUAAUUGUUUGUCACCAAGUCCAUUCUUUCAUGUUACCUAACUCAUCUUUUUUAUGUUAUACUUUUCUCUCUGGUGCAAUAAAUAACUGGGACUUACCUGUAGAAGGAUAAAAUGACUUGAAUAUAUAUUGGGGGACUUUGGUUUUUUAAUACAUUAUAUGACAACCUUAUCUUUUUCUCUUUUUUUUUUACUUAAGAGUAUCCUGUCAUUAAUUGAUGUAUAAUAAUAUUGAAAAUUAUUUGAUUAUUUAUCUUUUAUGCUUUAAGAUACUGUAUGAAACCGUACCAUACCUGCUGAUCCACUAUGAAAUUUGCUUGAAUUUUAUUUGAAUCAUCUGUCCAAUCAAAUGUAUUAAAAUGCAGAAUUACAUCUA